Molecule: messenger RNA, 563 nt
Organism: Melitaea cinxia (Glanville fritillary)
Lineage: Eukaryota; Metazoa; Arthropoda; Insecta; Lepidoptera; Nymphalidae
Exons: 3
Coding region: 43-486 (147 amino acids)
Source: RefSeq, a predicted model, not a curated record
GAGGCGAGCGUACCCUGCGAUAGUGAAGUGGCUUCGGUCAGCAUGCGUUAUCUGAUAAUGGCGGCUUGUGUAGCCGUGGCAUGCGCGAUGCCCUCAUACAUAGCGGUGCCGGCGGACCAGAUCGCCUUCGUAGACCUGACUGCGUUAAGAGCUCGACGGGUUCCAAGGCAAACUCUAUCUCCUCCACCGCAACUACCAGAAGCUUUGUAUGAGGACAACUAUCAACCGAUACCGCUGCAGAACUAUCAGCAAGGAACUGUAGCGCUCGCUCCUCCUCCUGCGCCUGUAGCCCCAGUAAGACUGCAAGGUCACCAAGAUGGGACUCCUAGUGAAACCAACAAUGGCGCAGUCUCCCAAUACGCUGAAAGACCACCAGAUUUUGGAGAGUACGUCGAUUUCGGUGCUCACACAGGGGACAACGGUGCUUUCGGCUGGUAUGCCGAUUAUCCCAUAAAUAACCGGGACUCAUCCGGAUAUAGAAAAUAAAUUAUAAACAAACUUAAAUUUGAAGUGCUCGCAAAAAUUUGAUCAACAAAACGAGCAACUAAAUUGAGUAGUAGUAG